Cynoglossus semilaevis (tongue sole) is the source of this 640-nucleotide messenger RNA. RefSeq names its product histone-lysine N-methyltransferase 2B-like. Gene Ontology annotation, biological process: positive regulation of DNA-templated transcription. Gene Ontology annotation, cellular component: histone methyltransferase complex. The record is from RefSeq and is a predicted model, not a curated record. Lineage: Eukaryota; Metazoa; Chordata; Actinopteri; Pleuronectiformes; Cynoglossidae. The transcript is spliced from 2 exons. Gene Ontology annotation, molecular function: protein binding; histone H3K4 methyltransferase activity. The coding region runs from base 180 to 626 and encodes 148 amino acids.
UUAGAAUUUUUUUUUUCUUGAGUUUUUUCAUUACUUCCAAAAUGCACCGUCAUGAAUUAAACUCAACAAAACAAAAGAGUUGUGCAAAUAAAAUUCACUCCGCUACAUAACACAGCUGUCCAGUUACUCCACUGUACCUGCAGGACAUUCCCAAUUGAAAUAUUUAUUGGUGUCGUGUGAUGAACACAGGUCAUUCAUCUCUGUCGUCAAAUUCUUCUUCAAUCGUUUCAGACGAGCUCUACGAGAUCCUGUCCAGCCUGCCAGAGAGCGUGGUGUACUCGUGCCGACCCUGCAGUGUGACCCAGCCCAGUGCCUGGAGGGAGCUGCUGUACAUCGAGCUCAGGUCUGGGGUGGAGAAGGUGUUGGCGUGCCUGCUUUCCUCCACCCUAACUCAACACCUUGUUACUUGCUCACAGUGUGAAAAGUUAACUGAUUCUGACAGUGGAAGAGAAGGACAGCCAGCCUGUGAUCUUCGAGCUGUUGGCAAGAAGUUUGACAAAGGCCUUUACACCUCACUGGUGAGACCAUUUAAACCCAGACAUACACCUGAAUUCACAAAUCUCCCCAAUUCAAUCAAGCGCCAACCAAAAUUAUCAGUUUUUACUGUGUACGAAAGUGAACUGUAGUCACAAGAAACAAA